GUGUGAGAGCGAUAAGCGCAGAUUACUAAGGUUCUGUCAACGCACCACGGCCAUUGUAGGCGUAGCGGGAGAGGACAUCAGGACACAUCCAGGCGGCAGUCCAGUGUCCGCCUGCCUCUUCCUAGUGAAACCGCCGUUUCCUGCUAACGGUACGGUACCGAUUGCUUCCCUCGUUGAACGGGAAAACACCGAUUCCCACCAGAGAGGAGCUAUUCUCUUUUGUUCCGCCUCCAGUCAUCAUCAGACAGCGGACACUUUUCAUUCGCCGCAUCCGCUUCUUUGAACGAAUGAGAGGAGCUAAAGAGACGGAGGGGCUUUCUUCUUGACAAGGACACCAACAUGUCUUCAAAGGCGACCCCUGCGUGUCUUUUUCUUACAGUUCCUCUUCUGACUCGACAUUUUUAUUGUGGGCAAAGCUAGCUUACUUGCUAGCUAGCUAGCUGUGACCGCGUUUCUCCCUUUAACUGUCCUCAGCUUUGUUAGUCUUCUUAGCAAAGGACGUUUGCUUCUUAACCUGCCGGAUCAUCUCCUUAGCGGCCGUCUGUCCACAGGAAUGACACCAUCGGAGGAUCCGGAGAGAGUGAACCCCCAUUAGAGAGGAAAGAGAGGGGGGGCAGUCUGGACUGUUAUUUUUGUGUUUUUUUGUCUUGAAUGAUGCCGACUUGUAGAGCCCCAGGAGCUGAACGUAGCUCAUUAUUGAACUCUUUUGACUCUUUAUCAGCGUCCUGAUCCCUGCUGCCUUCACCAUGAAGAUUGUAUGAGUCAUUUUCGUCAAAACGAGGGGUGUUAUUGACACUGACACACACACACACACACGAACACUGCUCAUUUCCUUUCUCCUGACCGGAAGUCCUCUCAGGGACCAUCAUGUCCUUACGCACAUCACUGCCAGGAAACGAGAGGAACCCUGAUCAUCACACCUCCCUAUCCACCAGCCGCUCAGACAAAGGGACGGUCUGGUCGAGCCGCUCUCUGGGCGCCCGAUGUCGAAACUCCAUCGCACUGUGUUCGGACGAGCAGCCGCACAUUGGGAACUACCGGCUGCUCAAGACCAUCGGCAAAGGCAACUUUGCCAAGGUCAAACUGGCGCGACACAUCCUGACGGGCAGAGAGGUUGCAAUAAAGAUCAUUGAUAAAACACAACUCAACCCGACCAGCCUUCAGAAGCUGUUUCGUGAGGUACGCAUCAUGAAAACUCUCAACCAUCCCAACAUAGUCCAGCUGUUUGAGGUAAUAGAGACAGAGAAGACACUCUACCUCAUCAUGGAGUACGCCAGUGGGGGGGAGGUGUUUGAUUACCUCGUGUCUCAUGGCAGGAUGAAGGAGAAAGAAGCCCGGGCCAAAUUCAGACAGAUUGUGUCAGCAGUGCACUACUGCCAUCAGAAGCACAUUGUUCACAGAGACUUGAAGGCGGAGAACUUGCUACUCGACGCCAACUCCAACAUCAAAAUUGCCGACUUUGGCUUCAGCAACGAGUUCACAGCCGGCAGCAAGCUGGACACCUUCUGUGGCUCUCCGCCUUACGCCGCCCCAGAACUCUUCCAAGGGAAGAAGUACGACGGUCCAGAGGUGGACAUCUGGAGCCUGGGCGUCAUCCUCUACACGCUGGUCAGCGGGUCACUGCCCUUUGACGGACAAAACCUGAAGGAGCUGCGAGAGCGUGUCCUGAGAGGGAAAUACCGCGUGCCCUUCUACAUGUCUACAGACUGUGAGGGAAUCCUGCGCCGCUUCCUCGUCCUCAACCCGGCCAAGCGAUGUUCGCUGGAGCAAAUCAUGAAGGACAAGUGGUUGAACGUGAGUUAUGAUGGAGAAGAGCUGAGGCCUCACACAGAGCCUGAGGAGGACUUCAACGAUACCACUCGCAUCGACGUGAUGGUGGGGAUGGGCUUCACCAGAGAUGAGAUCAGGGAGUCUCUGGUCAGUCACAAGUACAACGAAGUGACAGCCACGUACCUGCUACUGGCGCGCAAGACUGAGGCUGAAAACAGCGUGUCCCGGUCCGGCAGCAAUCUCAGUCUCGCUCGAGUCCGGCCCGGCACCCUCACCAACGGGACCAGCAAACACUCCACUUCCUCCACUGGCGCGACACCCACCUCAGCCCACAAGCCACAACGCAGUGUCUCAACCUACCAACGCCAGAGACGACACUCUGACUUCUGUGGUCCAGCUGCUUCGGGGUCUGCACACCCCAAGCGCAGUCCCAGUGGUGUGGGAGAAGGAGCGGCGCUCAAGGAGGAGAGGUUGUCGGUCCGCAAGCCCAGCAACAACACUGUUAGCUCACGGAGCAUCCCGGCCCCCUCCAGUCCCAUGGUCAGCUCCGCUCACAAUCCAAAUAAAGCAGAAAUACCCGACCGACGCAAGGAGGCCAACUCAACCACGAAUAGCGUCUCUGCUAGUACCAUGACUCGAAGGAAUACAUAUGUGUGCACAGACCGCUCCAGCACUGACAGACACUCGCUGCUCCAAAACGGCAAAGAAAACAGUACCCUAUCCCACCGCCUUCCCCCGGCCUCCCCCUCCACCCACAGCAUCGCCGGCGCGUCGGGCGUGUCCUCCUCGUCCUCCACACCCUCCUCACGUCUCUCCAGGGGCUCCGCGGCAAGGAGCACUUUCCACGGUGGGCAGAUCAGGGACCGUCGACCUCCCUCGCACGCCCCUCUGGCGUAUCCCACGCCGUCACAUGACGCCAGCCCCCUGCCAAGCACCAGGACCCCCCGCGCCACAAGCAACCUGCUGAGCAAGCUCACCUCCAAGUUGACCCGCAGGGUCACUCUUGACCCUUCUAAACGUCAGAGCUCAAACAAAUCCAUGUCGGGCUGCACCCUCCCACAGGGGACAAAAACAGUUAGGUCACAGACGAACCUGAGAGAAUCAGCAGAUCUCCGGUCACAAGAGUCUCAGGGUAACAGCAGCAGUCGCCAUCUAUCUGGGCAUCAAAAAGCGGCAGAGCCCCGGACCCCCCGAUGUGGCUGGGAUGUGAGGGUGCGGAGCCCCCGCGACCCGGCCGAGGUGGUGCUAGCGUUGCGCGAGGCGGCCCAGGGCUGCGGGUGCCAGGUCCACCUGGCCGGGCCCUUUCUGCUGUCGUGCACGCAUGGUGCGGCUGGCGCUCGCGUGGCCUUCGAGGCCGAGGUGUGCCAGCUGCCCGGCGGGCUGGGCCAGAGCAGCGGCGUCAGGUUCAAGCGGCUGUGGGGGGCGCCGUUAGCGUUCAGAGACAUCGCCACCAAAGUGUCCAAGGAGCUGGAGCUCUGAGGGCAACCGGAGGCGGGGCAAAGUGACGGCGAGAGAUGAGGAGGAGGAAGAAGAAGGAUGUGCAAGCUCCUCCCCCAUCCCUCCUUUUAGCUCCGCCUUUAAGUGAUGUGACUGAUGUGACUGGCAACGCCUCGCCUCCACCAAAGACCCUCAUCUACUGUCCAAUCACAUGGCUGCAGUGACAUGUUGACUGCUGAAACAAACACCACCACGUUAAAGAGCCCAUCAGGUCAACUUUUUUCUUUUUUUUUUUUUUUAUUAGAUUUGUCAUCAUUCCCUUUUAAAGAGCUGCUAUUUACAGUCAUGUUUUCAUGAAGUUUGUCUAUUAAGUUGAUUUUCUUAGACAACAUUCUCCGUAGCAGACCUCACAUGUUGUAGUGAUGCACUCUGACCUCCGGCCUCUAGAAGGAGACAUGCAGCAAUGCAGAGACAAUUAACAUGUGUUUUUAUUUCCUGUUCCGUCUUAACUUUCAGUGACUUUGGGCUCAUCUUCAGCGGGCGACUGAAGACGUGAAACUGUAACAAAGUCUUAGCGACACUUUCCAGUGUCUUUGUAGCCGUCACUGUUUUAAUUUAAGGCUUUUAUGGACGGACAGAUGGAACUGCAGUCCUGCAUGUCUCCAAGGUAAAUGUGGUGUGUGACACAAAUAAAGAAUUUCAACCUCUUUUCUUUUUUUUAUUGUUUCUUUUUUUUUUUGUAAUCCAUGGAUUUCAUCUUCUCUGUGAGAUCAGUUAGCUCAUUUGCUAAUUAGUCUCCUGACAAGAAAGGAAGACAUUUAUUUGUUAAAUGGGGCAUUGUUUAUUUGUCCAGUUCUAAUUUACAACCAGAAAAAUAAUUCCUCACAGUGCGUACAUUAUCAGAUUACGGAUGGAUUGAUCCCAGGAUGUUACAAAGGAGUUGGAGAAAAGGAAGAUCUGUUACUCAAAGUCCUUCAAAGACUUAACAACAAGGCUACCCGUUCAUUUUUGUUUUUGUGAUAUAAAAAAAACAACAACAAAUAGUCACUGUCGUCCGUCCACUUUACUUCUGAGCGGGGAUCAUGUCGUCAAUGGACUCUCCUUUCUCCAGCUUCUUCUCCAUCUCCACCAUCAGCUUGACGCCGUCCACCACCAUCUGGACCUGCUCCACCUCGGAGGAGCCCAGACGGUCGGCGUUGGAGAUGUCGAACACGCCGCCCACGGAGGCUGUGUCCACGCCGCCUGGAGGAGGGGACAGAGUCAGUCAGCUUGGACCACAACAACCCGACACUGGACAGCACAGUUCAGGCUAAUGCUGGUCUAAAGCUUGGAUAAAGGGAUGGAGCUCAUCUAGAGGAAGAACUAAGCUACCAAAAUGUGAUCCCUGAUGAGAAAAGCCAAAUGAGAGUGGACCACAAUGUAUUGAUGCUACUCGGAAAGCUCUGUUUGAACCUGGACACUUCAGGUUUCUGCAUUAAUUUUUACUUAAUUUACUGUAAGGAAGUCACCUCAAUAGAUUCUACAGCUACACUUUGCAUUGCAUUGCCCUGGACUUGGACCAUAUGGAAAGUACCUUGAGAUAACUGGCAGUACAGAACUAAAAAUAGACUUUGUCUUGCUAUCGACUGAACUGGGCUUGGCUUGGUGGAAACGUGGCUCAGUGUGCUUAGUUCAGGUCCAGCUGGCGUGGCAAGUACCUGUGCCACGCUUCUGCAGGCGCAGUCUGGUCAGGAUCUCCUCGAACUUGGCAUGUGUGCUGAGCUUGGGCAGCUUGACGUGCACGCCACCGCGCAGGCCGGUUCCCAGGUUGGAGGGGCAGGUGAGGAUGUAGCCCAGAUGCUCGUUCCACAUGAAGCCGUGGUUGUGCUUCUUGAAGAUCUCCUCAAUCUGAGCAAGAGAGAAGCACCUUGGGUAACAUUAGAGCUUCAGACCCGUGUUGCGAUGUCAGUGCUCAGUGCUUACCUUCUGCAGGCCGACACAGAAGCGCCUGAAGACCUCUUUCAUGUUGCCUCCCUUCUGCAUGGAGAUGACACGCAGGUGAUCCUCCUCGUUCACCCACACCAGGAAGGUCUUGUUGUCGUUGUGCCUGCAGGAGGAAGGCUCAGGUUGUAGGAGUACCACAAGGUAGUGUUCUAGAACAACUACUAUUCAUGUAAGUUCUCUAAGAGGAGAAUGUCCUGGCCUAUGCCGACUUUUUGUGUUGUAGCCUCACCAAAUGCCUCUGGCGUCGGGCCAGUCACGGGCCAUACCAGCGCAGGUCAGCAGGGGGGACACAGGCUUGUCAAACAGAAAGUGAUCGGCGAUCAGCUGCUCCUGCUCGGCAUCGGUCAUGCCAUCCAGGGGGUAGUACUUGCCCUUGAACUCGCCCUCCAGGCUGGCCAGGGCUGGGGGGUGGACAAGAAUGUUAGAUGCGAUCCGUGCGGGUGACUUUUAGACCAAACCCUGUGUGAACCUCACCCUCAAUGGACAGCUUCUGAAUGGCUCUACGCUCGCCACGGCUGUUGUGGGGGGGCAGGGUGAAUCCCUUGAUGCUGCGGCCUGUACGCACACGGCUGGACAGCACGUAGUUGGGGUCCAGGUCGUCUCCGCCCUUCCCAGACAAACAAGGUCACUAUUUAGGCCACAUGUCAUCAUGGUGACCAUCGAGCACAUCCGUGAACAACUCGCCUUCAGGUUCUCGAAGUUCAGGUCGGUCUUGUGCUUGUCGGUGGGCUUGUAUCCGCCAUGACGGUCAGAGAUGACAGGGUCCAGCAGGUCCUUAAAGAACUCGUAGGACUCCUCGUCACCAGCGACGCAGCCCACGGUCAUGAUGAAGGGGUGGCCUGGGGGAAGGGGGCGUAAGGACUUGUCCACUUUUGUGUCGCUAAGAAACAAGACCAGAUAAUUGCGAACGGCAUGUUCCCUCCUUACCGGGGUUGUCCACGCCGGUCUGGAUGACGUCAUCCAAGGUGAAACCGCUGGGGGUUGACUUGCCUCUCAGCUUGUUGUAUAUGUCCUUGGUCAGCACCUGUAGGGGGCGCACCAGUAAGCAUCUAUAUUUGGCUAGAGUGUGUCAUUAGACAUUUGAGACUAUAAGAACGUUUUUAUUUGACCUUAGCCAUGUGGUUGUUGUGCUGGGACAGGUCAGGGAACUCCUCAUCCACAGAGAACUUCAUCUUGUAGUCAUUGUGACAGUUCUUGGCCGCCAUGGCUGCGAUUCCUGCUCCGACUGAGGGCAAUCAUAGCACAUAUAUUCAUAGACAUGAUCUUGCAUGUCAUUUGAAGUGUCUUUCUAGAGUGGCGUCAGGAAUAAAGCACCAUGAGUCUUGUCUGACGUCUCCCCGAGUGCUUCGAGUGCUUUGUUGACAAGUCUUUGAGUGACGAGGAGACAUCUUCUCAUUGUGUCUGCUAACUACCACUCUCUCUGAUUGGACGAGUCUUACGUUACAUCCAAAAUAGAACAACCCAUUAAGUGUUAAAGGUCAAAAGGUUUCUCUUUCUCUGUUGCUCUCUCUGUCAAUGUCUCUCUCAGCUGUGCUGCUCACCCUCCCCCAAGGUUAUUAAUAUCCUAAUUGCCCCUCCCACAGCCUGCAACACCCCCUGCAGCACCUUCUGCACCUAUUAAAGAACUUUACUAGUGCAUCUGUUGCAUUU
Molecule: messenger RNA, 6840 nt
Organism: Dunckerocampus dactyliophorus (ringed pipefish)
Lineage: Eukaryota; Metazoa; Chordata; Actinopteri; Syngnathiformes; Syngnathidae
Gene: mark4b
Product: MAP/microtubule affinity-regulating kinase 4b
Exons: 19
Coding region: 868-3249 (793 amino acids)
Biological process (GO): microtubule cytoskeleton organization; intracellular signal transduction; protein phosphorylation
Cellular component (GO): cytoplasm
Molecular function (GO): protein serine/threonine kinase activity; ATP binding; tau-protein kinase activity
Source: RefSeq, a predicted model, not a curated record